Coprinopsis cinerea okayama7#130 is the source of this 997-nucleotide messenger RNA. RefSeq lists its product as hypothetical. NCBI's taxonomy places the organism in Eukaryota, Fungi, Basidiomycota, Agaricomycetes, Agaricales, Psathyrellaceae. The record is from RefSeq and is a predicted model, not a curated record. The transcript has 3 exons. The coding region runs from base 26 to 997 and encodes 323 amino acids.
CUCGGCCUUUGCCCUUAUUCCUUCAAUGGAAUCUCUCAAUCUCAACACUCUAGCAAACUCACUACCGGCAGGACAACAGAAUGCAGAGAAAGAACUAUUGAAUAACUUCAAAGCUGCUGCUUUGAGCAUCACCACCCUUUAUCGUUCUUCGAGGAAGAGCGCUAAACGGGCUUAUAACACUGGCUAUGCGACUGCGUGUCAGGAUUUGCUGAAUUUCAUCCAGCAAGGGGUGUCUGCGGAGAGCGUGGAACCGACCGUGGCAGGGCCGUCGAGCGCUGUCGACGGUGGAGGGAUGACGAUUGGGAGGGUCAUGGACUGGAUAGAGGCGCGGCUGGAGGCCAUCAAGGCGCUGGAGGACGACGACGACGAGGACGAGGAGAAGGAGCGCAGACCACACACAACAGCACCCGCCCGCAAACCUGCUGUGCCUGGGCCCAGUUCCCUCAAGAUUCCCCAAACAUCAUCUCUACCCACACCUAGCUCACCCAUAACACAAACCAACGGCACACCGCCAGAGCCGUCAUCGCCUUCCCCGCCGCCAUCCACCGUACUCCGACCUAACCAGCUCCGUUCAUCCAAGCACAAAACACCAGCCAAGGUCGACCCCCUCACCCCGCUCAACGCGCAGACUGCCAACAUCAUUCCUUCCGCCUUCAACUUCACUGAGACACUCGGUUCCCCCUCCGCCAACUCCACACCCUUCCCCGACGCACCCCUCGUCGGUGCCAAGCGCCGUCAUGUCAUGAUGAUGAUGGAUUCGGCGUCCCCUGUCGUCAGCGCGGGGUCCACCGUGUCCUCACCCAGCUCCAACGCCGGCUCACUCGGAAGCAACCCCCUCAACCACUCUGGAUCUACCUUCCCUCAUCGUCGGAGGACAAGGAGUUCUCGUAAUCUCGCGCAAGCCCAGAACCAGAACGUCAACGUGAUCCCUACGCCUUCGGAAGCCAUGGACAUUGAAGAAGACGGCCGAGAGCGGAAACGGGUUGCCAGAAGAUGA